AUGAAUGAUGCUCGAGCUAGAGCACCCAAUCCCACAACUGGAAUUACAGCUGGCCUACUUCAGAAUGCUCGGGGGCCAACGGGUUUUACCCCGAACACUCCAUUUACGCCGGAGAUAUUGUCAUAUCCCUUGCCUGACAGAUUCAAGUAUCCUCGUAUUAAAGAAUAUGAUGGGAUGACUGACCCGAUCAAUCAUCUUACCGAUGUGAUGAAUUUACAGGUUGCACCGGAUCAGAUGAUGUGCAAGGCCUUUCCACAAACACUAACUAAUGCCGCUAGGGAUUGGUUCUCAACAUUAGAGCCCAAUUCCAUUGCCUCAUUUUCAAACUUGGUCGAUAAGUUCUCUGCCUUUUUUGGAAGUAGCAAGCGUAUCAGGAAGACCGCGGCCUCUCUCAUGCAACUGCGCCAAGGAUCGAAUGAAACCCUACGAGGUUUUAUGACAAGAUUUAACAAGAAAAGACUUCAAAUACCUGGCCUUCACAUUACAGCAGCAGUUUCUGCCCUCACCUAUGCCAUAAGGUGUGAUGCCUUCAAAAUGUCUUUAUCAAAGACCCCACCACAGAUAGUGAUCGAGCUCUUUAACCGAGCUGAAAAGUACAUUAAUAUGGAAGAAACGUUGAAUCCAAGGAGAGCUGGUCAUUCUCAUAAAAAGGUCGAAAAUAAGAGGCAACAUGAUCCUGUCCCCCGGCAUGAGCUUUCUCGGGAUAAGCGCAGGAAUGAGGCGUUGUCAGCACCUCUCACUCGAUUGAACACCUCUAAGACAAACAUCUUGAUGGAGAUUAAGGAUAUGAAAGAAUUGAAGUGGCCUUCAAGGAUAAAGUCGCCCCCUGACAAAAGAGAUAGGAGUAAGUAUUGCGAAUUUCACCGGGAUCAUGGGCAUACCAUAGAGGAUUGUCAUGCUUUACAGCGAGAAAUUGAAGCCCUUAUCAAAAGAAGUUUUUUAAAGAAUUACGUCGGUCAAGAUAAAUGCCCAAGGAAUGAUCGUGACAGGCGGAAUGACCCAGGGAUGGGAAGCAAUGUUCAACCCACCGCUGGGAUAAUUAAUAUAAUCAUUGGAGGCAUAGCAUCUGAGGAAGACACUAAUAAUGGGAGGAAGCAAUAUGCCCGACAGUAUGCUCAUACUCUGAAUGGAUUCCACGAUAAACACGAGGACAUAACUUUUGGAGCAAAGGAUUUGGAAGGGGUGUCAUGUCCUCAUGAUGAUGCCUUGGUUAUCUCGGCUAUCGUGGCCAACUUUGAAGUAAAGAGAAUUUUGAUAGACAACGGAAGUGCAGCAAACAUACUCUCUCAGGGAGCUUUCGCAAAGAUGGGGAUAUUCCCCAGUCAACUCAAGGCAGUAACAACUCCGCUUCAAGGUUUUGGAGGUGGUAUCAUUGUCCCAGAAGGCAUUGUUGACCUUCCACUUACUAUGGGUUCUAACAAAGCACAGGUGACGGAGAUAACGCCUUUCCAAGUGGUUAGCACUCAUAUGGCCUACAACAUUAUCCUAGAAAGGCCCCUACUAAAUAAGAUUCAGGCCAUUGUUUCCACUUUUCACCUCGCCAUGAAGUUUCCAACGAGUCAUGGCAUUGGAGUAGUUCGAGGAGAUCAAACAGCUGCAAGAUAG
Olea europaea var. sylvestris is the source of this 1605-nucleotide messenger RNA. RefSeq lists its product as uncharacterized. The coding region runs from base 1 to 1605 and encodes 534 amino acids. The record is from RefSeq and is a predicted model, not a curated record. NCBI's taxonomy places the organism in Eukaryota, Viridiplantae, Streptophyta, Magnoliopsida, Lamiales, Oleaceae. The transcript has 2 exons.